Molecule: messenger RNA, 2252 nt
Organism: Apis mellifera (honey bee)
Lineage: Eukaryota; Metazoa; Arthropoda; Insecta; Hymenoptera; Apidae
Product: lachesin
Exons: 9
Coding region: 957-2228 (423 amino acids)
Cellular component (GO): neuron projection
Source: RefSeq, a predicted model, not a curated record
GAGAGGAUCCGCGAGGGGGGUAGGUUGGAGGGGUGCAGGUAGUUGUACGUGGGGCGGAGCGACGCCGCGCGUCGUGUCUAGCUGGCGACGUUGGGCGUCCUGCCCCCAAAGCGUCGGGUGGGGAGCCGUGGUGAACGCAGUUCUCGACGGGUCGCCGAGAAGGUGUAACGGUGUUGUCCUUGCCAGGCUGCGAGCUGCGGCCACCCGUGCGAAAAGCCACGUGAUCCAUCCUGUUGGACCGGCUUCCUCGGCUAUCUUUCUUUCGUCCCGUUAUUUCGUUUUCUUUUCGGAUCGCGUCGCGUGUGCGUCGAUGCUCGAUGUGAUCGCGGCGAGCCGAUAAUUGAAAGAAAAAUUCGAAAAUCGUGAAUCGCGAGGAAAGCAUGGUUGAUCGUUGACCAUUGUUGUUGUCCUCUUACCAUUGAUUUCGUGGAACAGCUAUGAUUCACGAGUUCUCACGGUUUAGUUUGUCCCGUUUGUUUUCGUUUCUUUUUGUCCUUUCGUGAAUCAUACGAGUGGUGGUUUUGUUGCAUGAGAAGGAUCGCGCGAGUAUCAAGGCCGCGCGUGUUUGAGAGUUGGAGAGUUGUCGGUUGUUCGCGCGGUUGCCCUUCUGGGAUACGUGUUUCCGUUCCGCCAUCGUGUUCGCCACGCGGACUUGGACAUGUAACGCAUUCGAACGGACACGUGAUUUCUUGUGUGAUACAACUCGUGUGGACCGCGUCGUGCAGUGUUUUAAGGGUGUUUUUUUUAAGGUGCCGCCUAAUGAAGGGAUAAGAAUGCGAGCGGUGGUCGAGGGGUAGAGGAGGAGGGUGCCAGGGAUUUUUCGUGGCCGAGGAGCGGUUUGGAUAAGGCAUGCUAUGCGUCAGAAGACUGGAAACAGAUGUUCUCGCGAAAGAUGACAGGGUUAAGUAGAUAAAAGGAGCAGCUGCUGGUUCCAACGACGAUUCAUCGCGUUUUCCAUGCAGUGCACAAUGCUCUGCCAUCGCGCCCUUGUCGUUCUCUUUGCUGUCAACGUGCCAAUCGUGACGGGACUCGAGCCAGACUUCGUAUACCCGUUGGAGAACUUAACGAUCUCGCAGGGUCGAGACGCAACCUUCACCUGCGUGGUGAGCAACCUCGGUGGAUACCGGGUGAGUCCUUCCUCCUCCGUGAGCGGAGAUCACUCUGGCGGCGCCAAGGCCCGGGUGGCGUGGAUCAAGGCCGACACCAAGGCCGUCCUGGCGAUUCACGAGCACGUGAUCACGAACAACGCCCGUUUAUCAGUUACACACAGUGACUACAAUACGUGGACGUUGAACAUUCGUGGGGUACGCCGAGAAGACCGGGGCAUUUAUAUGUGUCAGGUCAACACGGAUCCUAUGAAGAGUCAGAGUGCGUUUCUCGAAGUGGUGAUACCGCCGGAUAUAAUAUCCGAAGAAACCUCGAACGACCUGAUGGUACCCGAGGGUGGGUCUGCAAAACUAGUAUGCAAAGCCCGCGGUUAUCCAAAACCUGAUAUCGUUUGGAAACGGGAGGAUGGCGCCGAGAUUAUUUCCCGUGCCGGAUUGUCUGGUGGCAAAACGAAAUUAGCAACCGCCGAAGGGGAAACGCUGACUCUGUCGAAAGUAACCAGAAGCGAGAUGGGCACUUACCUGUGCAUCGCGAGUAACGGAGUACCACCAUCAGUCAGCAAACGGAUGAUGUUGCAUGUGCACUUUCACCCCAUGGUUCAAGUACCGAACCAGCUAGUCGGAGCGCCAACUGGAACCAACGUUACGCUGGUCUGCCUCGUCGAAGCUUCCCCCAAGGCCAUUAAUUAUUGGACGCGCGAAUCAGGUGAAAUGAUAAUUAGCAACCACAAAUACUCGAUGUCAGAGGUGAAGACGUCCGUGUACAGUGUACAGAUGCGGUUGGUGAUCAUGAAUCUGCAAAAGCAGGAUCUCGGCGGUUACAAAUGCAUCUCGAAGAACUCGAUCGGCGAUGCCGAGGGAAACAUUCGACUUUACGAUAUGGAUCUGCCGAAACACUCGAAGAAAUUCAUAAGAGGGGAGGAUGACACGAACGAGGCGAUCAGCGAUCGAGAUCACAGACUGAAUCACGUGUAUCAAGGUUCUUUACGGGAAACAGGUUCGACUUUGGAGCCAUUCUUCGACGCCGACGACGUGUCUUCGUCGACGUCCUCGAACGACAUUCUACCAUCCGCCUCUUGCAUCCUUUUGAUAGCAUUUUCCCAAUUUUUCGCUUUCGCGUAAAGAACGUUAUUAAAAAAAAAAAAA